AAUAGGAAAUUCGCGUGUGCCGGAUAUCCAGUUACUCAAGGACACAUUUGCUCAAUUUCACGGUGCUGUGUUCGUUUGUACUCACGUGGGGGAAAUUUUCAUUGUACACUUCGGGUUAAGGAUGGACAAUUUCACUACCGACUACUCUGGAGCCGGUGGGUCUGGGAAAAUGGACACCGGGACGAUUAUGGAACAAGUUAAGGUUCAGAUCGCUGUAGCCAACGCGCAAGAACUCCUUCAGAGGAUGACAGAUAAAUGUUUUAAAAAGUGUGUCGGUAAGCCUGGAAGCAGCCUGGACAACUCCGAGCAGAAAUGCAUUGCCAUGUGCAUGGACCGUUACAUGGAUGCAUGGAACACAGUAUCGCGUACAUACAACUCCCGACUCCAGCGAGAAAGGGCGCGUCUCUAGCCUCCUUCUCUCCCUCAAGGAGGCAAGCAAAGCACCAGACUCUUUCAGAGGAUUGGAUGAUGUCAAAGAGCUACCAGCAGGCCUAAAAUACCAAGUCACGUUGUCAUCACCAUGAACUCUGAAUUGUUGGCUGGGACCGAGGCACUAGCUAGCCAAGCUGAGACCACCAAAAGACCGUUAGUUAGCUUGGCGGGGCUAACCUUUUCUGUCUUGAGCAAAAAAAGAGCCUGUCCAUGUUAGAUCCUUCAUUUAGUGUAAUGAAAUGCACUCAUCAGUUUGCCCUCUUUCAUCCUCCAUUGACUCUUCUCAUCUCCUGUAUGUGAUGGAUGACAAGACCCUUGCUGCAUCUGAACCACAAAGUCAGCUUUUCAGGUUUUGAGAAAAUAAAAUAAUUUUGUUGGGAGGA
Messenger RNA from Erpetoichthys calabaricus (reedfish), 815 nucleotides. RefSeq names its product translocase of inner mitochondrial membrane 13 homolog (yeast) (gene timm13). The coding region runs from base 122 to 409 and encodes 95 amino acids. NCBI's taxonomy places the organism in Eukaryota, Metazoa, Chordata, Cladistia, Polypteriformes, Polypteridae. The record is from RefSeq and is a predicted model, not a curated record. The transcript has 3 exons.